This is a messenger RNA of Plasmodium gaboni, 627 nucleotides long. Its product is annotated as glycophorin binding protein. NCBI's taxonomy places the organism in Eukaryota, Apicomplexa, Aconoidasida, Haemosporida, Plasmodiidae. The record is from RefSeq and is a predicted model, not a curated record. The annotation marks the transcript as partial. The transcript has 2 exons.
AUGCGACGUUCUAAUGUAUCUGAUGUUAAAUCGUCAGGAGUUUCGAAUUGUAAAAGUUUCAAUUCGAAAAAUUCCUUAAGUGCAUUCCAUUCCAAAAAAAUUAUAUUAAUUUUUGGAAUAAUAUAUGUAGCCUUAUUGAAUGCUUAUAUAUGUGGAGACAAAUACAAAAAGGCUGUAGAUUACAGUUAUAGAGAAAGCAGAAUUUUAGCUGAAGGCGAAGAGACCAAUACAAAAAAAGAAAAAACUACCUUAAGAAAAAGUAAGCAAAAAACAUCUUCAAGCACUGUUUCUAGUCAAGCAAAGGAAGAUGAAGAAAAAAAAUCAGAUCUAACUAAUGAACAAAAUGAAGAAAGUGAUUCCGGAAAACAAAAAAAAACCAGAAAAGUAGUAAAAAAGCACGUUAAAAAACAAGUUAAAAAAGGAGAUACAGAAAGUCAAAAAGUAGAUACAGAAAAUAAAAAUGUAGAUACUGAAAAUGAAAAAGAAGUUAAAGAAGUAACAGAAAUUAUAGAAGUUAUAGAAGUAAAAGACGGAAAAAAAGUAAAAAAAAUUAAAAAGAUUAUAAAAAAACAAAAGAAAAAAAAACAUGUAAAUGAUAUAACAAAUAAUAUAUUCUUAUGUAUAUAU